Molecule: messenger RNA, 225 nt
Organism: Acaulospora colombiana
Lineage: Eukaryota; Fungi; Glomeromycota; Glomeromycetes; Diversisporales; Acaulosporaceae
Source: the annotation of a GenBank genome assembly
AUGGGGCUCGGGAAUGAUGAUUAUGGUGAAGAAAGAAUGAUUAAUAAUUCAAAUCGAAACUAUAAUAGAAAAAAGGUUGAUACGCCUGAAAAUGUCGAUUUAUAUAAAGGGUAUGAUAAUGAAAAAGGUGAAAGUGAUGAAACGCAAGAGGAUGACGAGGAGGAGAAUGUGCCACUUGGCGUGAUCCUUGGAAAAAAACAUUUAGGCACGAUAAACUACGAUUGA